UUUGCGAUCAUUUAUUUAUGAGAAAAAGAGCACAAAUGACAUGAUUUUGUUACAACAUGCAUUUAAUGGUUAUUGCUCUUGUUUCUCAUUCAGCUUUAAGCAAUCCAAGAACCUCUGCUAUGUUGACGCUGAAUGGAACCAACCACAAACAGUGGGUAGAAUCUCUCAUGAUGAAUUUGACUCUUAUGAGAGUGGACUUGGCCUUGAGAACGGAUGCACCUCCUAAACCUACUGUUGAUGCCACUGAAAAGGACAGAAAGUUCUAUGAGGAUUGGGAGCAUUCCAAUCGUUGUUGUUUGAUGCUUAUGAGGUAUCACAUGGAUGAGUCCAUUCGUGAUAGUAUUCCUCAAACUGAAAUUGCAAAGGAUUUUCUCGCUGCGAUCAAGGAGAAGUACAAGAAGUUCUCAAAGAAUGAGAAAAAUGAAUGCUUAACUUUGUUCCAUCGGACUAAUUAUGCCGAUACAGGUGACAUUAGAGCUCAUAUUGACAAACUGAUGGGUUGUUACCAAAAGCUUAAGGGUAUGGGAUUGGAUCUUGGUGAGGAUUACAUGGUGUGGUUUGUGAUGGAAACCAUUCCCUCUCAGUUUGAUUCGAUCAGAUCAAGCUACAAUGCUCAAAAGGAGCAAUGGACCAUUGAGGAGAUGACUGCUAUUCUUGCCAAGGAAGAAGAGGACAUGAAAAAGGGAAGAGCAAGAAGUAUCUCCAUGGUAACAAACCCAAGCAAUUCUCAAAAGAGAAAGUCCACUUCCAACAACUCUAGUGACCAAAGGCCUUCUAAGAAGAAAGGAAACCACCCUAAAGGAAAUGGACAAGUGAGUUCAUCUUCAGCUGGUCACAAGAAUGAGUAUUUCAAAGGGAAGUGCAACUUUUGUCAAUGUUUCGGGCAUAAGAAAGCCGAUUGUCGAAAGCUCAAAGCCCACUUAGAGAGGAAAGGCAGUGACAAAUCGAAGAAGGCCGAAUAGUUUGGAGGAGUACGUAUACAUGGGAGACGAUACUAAAGUCAGAAUAGAAUUUUUUGGGACUGUUAGACUACAGUUGAAUACAUGACAUUUUUUGGAAUUGCAUGAUGUUGCUUAUUUGCCCUCUAUUAGGAGGAAUUUGAUUUCUGUAUCUAUUUUGGAUAGACUAGGUUAUAGUCUUCUUUUUGGAAUUGGAAAACUGACUUUGUAUCGUGACUCUAUGUUGGUUGGAAAUGGAAGUUUAUGUGGAAAUUUAUAUAAGCUUGAUUUACAUGAUGUUGUUCCUGUUACUUCUCCCUCUUGUC
Messenger RNA from Humulus lupulus (European hop), 1264 nucleotides. RefSeq lists its product as uncharacterized. NCBI's taxonomy places the organism in Eukaryota, Viridiplantae, Streptophyta, Magnoliopsida, Rosales, Cannabaceae. The transcript is spliced from 2 exons. The coding region runs from base 57 to 962 and encodes 301 amino acids. The record is from RefSeq and is a predicted model, not a curated record.